Messenger RNA from Syngnathus acus (greater pipefish), 2185 nucleotides. It is a transcript of the gene dapk3, whose product is annotated as death-associated protein kinase 3. Gene Ontology annotation, molecular function: protein serine/threonine kinase activity; ATP binding. The transcript is spliced from 9 exons. Gene Ontology annotation, cellular component: cytoplasm; nucleus. Gene Ontology annotation, biological process: positive regulation of apoptotic process; protein phosphorylation; intracellular signal transduction. Lineage: Eukaryota; Metazoa; Chordata; Actinopteri; Syngnathiformes; Syngnathidae. The record is from RefSeq and is a predicted model, not a curated record. Bases 188 to 1546 code for a protein of 452 amino acids.
AAGCUUUAUUCUGACAAAUCAAAACGGAAGUUCUGUGAGGGUGUCGUUCACUGGCGUUACAUUUCUACUCAAACGGACAGUUACUUGGACCGGAAUGCGGCAUUAGUAAACCAACAGAAACUGUAACGCACACUGACACGCAAAAGGAAGGCUGCCGAGCCAGCAGCUUUGGCGCAGCCGACACGUCAUGGCUGGCUUCAGGCAAGAGGAUGUGGAGCUGCACUAUGAAAUGGAAGAGGAGCUGGGCAGCGGUCAAUUCGCCAUCGUGCGCAAGUGCAAAGAGAAGAGCUCGGGCAACGAGUAUGCCGCCAAGUUCAUCAAGAAGCGCCGCCUGUCAUCCAGCCGGCGGGGUGUGAGCCGCGAGGAGAUCGAGCGCGAGGUCAACAUCCUGCGCGAGAUCCAGCACAGCAACAUCAUCACGUUGCACGACAUCUUCGAGAACAAGACGGACGUCAUCCUCAUCCUGGAGCUGGUGUCCGGCGGCGAGCUCUUCGACUUUCUCGCCGAGAAGGAGUCGCUGAGCGAAGAGGAGGCCACGCAGUUCCUCAAGCAGAUCCUGGAUGGCGUGCACUACCUGCACUCCAAGCGCAUCGCACACUUUGAUCUCAAGCCCGAGAACAUCAUGCUGCUGGACAAGAACGUUCCCAAUCCCAGGAUAAAGCUCAUUGACUUCGGCAUCGCCCAUCAGAUCAAAGCCGGCAACGAGUUCAAGAACAUCUUUGGAACGCCUGAGUUUGUAGCUCCAGAAAUAGUCAACUACGAACCGCUGGGACUGGAGGCGGACAUGUGGAGCAUCGGGGUCAUCACUUACAUCCUCUUGAGCGGCGCUUCUCCGUUCCUGGGCGAGACCAAGCAGGAGACACUGACCAACAUCUCGGCGGUCAACUACGACUUUGACGAGGAAUACUUCAGUAACACCAGCGAGUUGGCCAAAGAUUUCAUACGACGCCUGCUGGUCAAAGAUCCCAAGAAGCGAAUGACCAUCGACGACAGUCUUCAACAUCCAUGGAUUAAGGUGAUCAAGCGGCGCAACGUGCGCCAGGAGGAGCGCGACCACAAGCCGGAGCGCCGGCGCCUGAAGACCACACGUCUGAAGGAGUACACCAUCAAGUCCCACUCCAGCAUGCCGCCCAACAACACCUACGUCAACUUCGAGCGCUUCUCGCAAGUCCUGGAGGAGAUCGCGGCGGCCGAGCAGGGGCUUCGCCAGCUCGAGCGCAACCGGCGCUCGUGCCGCGACGACGUGGCGGCGCUGCUGUCCAUCUAUGAGGAGAAGGAGGGCUGGUACAAGGAGGAGAGCCGAGGCAUCUCGGGCCAGCUGGGCGCCGUCCGCCAGGAGCUGCAACGCACGCAAGCGCAACGCAAGAAGAGCCAGGAAGACGCCCGGGGAGCCGCGCAGGCUGCCGGUGCGCUCAAGCGCAAGUUUGGACGCCUGGAGAACCGCUAUGAGGCGCUGGCCGAGCAGGUGGCGCAUGAGGUGCGCUGGGUGGAGGAGCUGGUGCGCUCCAUCGCCGCAGACAAGGACCGGCAAGAGAGCGCACCUUGAGGCUGCGCUUCAACACGCUCCUCACCUUUAAUUUAUUAUUUUACACUUUUUUUUUUCUUUUUUUUUAACGGGCUGUCAUUCUUACUCGCUCAUUAAAUUGUUUAUUAUUUUGUUUUUAUUAACGUCAGCUUGUCACAAAUGAGGCAGGGCAACCAUGUGCAACAUAAACUUUUUAAUUAGGGUAAAGGGGAAACUGGAACUCCAGCAGGGAAGGUGCACGGAGCAGGGUGAUGAGCGUGCAGACAAGGGCAAGGCAAGUUUGUAGUCGGUGAGAGGUCGAAGGUCAAAGCUAACAAAAAGCGAAACAGGCGGGAAGCAAGCGGGACGCAAGCGGGCGUUUUGCUACAAAGUCAAUCAGGCAAACGGGAACAGAGCAAGAACAGGUGGCAGGCACGUGUGUGUCUAAGUAGACAAACAGGCAGGAGUGAUGGCAGUUUGAAUAGUUAACCAACAUUCCAUUCUUUUUUCAUUCUUUUUUUUUUUUUUACACAUUCCAUAUUUUGUAUAGAAAGAACAAACAUAUUUUUUACCCCAUUGGCACUUAUGAUUAGAGCAGUGUUUGAAAAUAUAUUUUUUAUUGUAUAUGUGUAAACAAGCUGGAAACAUUUGACAGCUUUUUUCCAAUAAAACGUUUUCCCU